AUGUCGGGCUCAUCUGGCUCCCAAGGAGCAGCAUCAAUCGUUGCAAUCGACUCCCAUUCGAUCCAGAAAAUCACGUCGAGUCAGGUCGUCGUCGAUCUGCAGACUGCCGUCAAGGAAUUAGUCGAAAACAGUCUCGACGCAGGUGCUACGAUAAUCGACGUCAAGUUCAAAAACUACGGGCUGGAAGCCUUCGAAGUUUCAGACAACGGGACCGGGAUACGCGAAGAUGAUCUGGACACUGUUGGAUUGAACCAUCACACAUCCAAACUUUCAAGCUUCGAGGACCUGGCUCAAGUCAAGACCUUUGGCUUUCGAGGGGAGGCUCUCAGCAGUCUUUGCGCACUUGCCAAAGUCACCGUCCAAUCGGCCACAGCUGCAACCGAGCCGCGAGGAUGGAUGUUGGAAUUCGAUAAAAUGGGAAAAGUGACUUCGAAAAAGACCUGUUCGCGUCCUAGAGGAACCACGGUCAACGUCCAAUCCUUGUUUCAUAACCUACCCGUCAGGCGGAAACAGUUUUCUAAGGAUUACAAGAAACAUUUUGCGCAUGCUCAAACCUGGCUGCAAGCCUAUGGACUUAUAUCUACGAACCUCUGUCUCAAUGUUUCUAAUCACCCAGCCAAAGGAAGCAAAACGUUCCAAUUCCAGACGAAGUCUAACAGUCAAAUCAAGCAAAACUUUUCGAAUAUCUUCACCCCCAAAGCUUGUAAUCUGAUGAUCGAUCUUGACCUCAAAUUUCAAGUCAAGCCGGACCGUACGGUGCUACGAGCACUUGGAUUGCCUCUAGAUUCCAGCUCUGAAGACUUAGGAACGACAGUUGUGGUCAAAGGUUUAAUGUCUCGGCCUGCACAUGGUCAAGGUCGGAACUCACCCGAUCGCCAGUUCUAUUACAUCAACGGACGGCCCUUCACUCCAUCAAAAAUUUCGAAAUGUGUCAACGAGGCAUACAAGCAAUUCAACACCAAUCAGUAUCCUGUGAUCUUGGCAGACUUCAUCUUGCCACCGGACGCUUAUGAUCUGAACAUAGAUCCCAACAAGCGGUCUAUUUUCCUCCAUAGCGAAAGCAAUUUGAUCGAAGCUUUGCGGGAAGCUCUCGAUUUGUUCUGUCAGCCUUACCGGUCCACAUUUUCUGCAUCCCAGCUCACGUCUACCUCAAAUACUGCCAUCCCGCCAUCUCUCAAAAUGACUCUUACCCAACCUACUUUGUCAAAGCGCAAGAACCCGGCUGUGCAACCCGCCGACGAAGCAUCCGACCAAGAUCAACCCGAUCCAAGCGAGAUAGAAUGUCAACCCCUUGAUAGCUUGAAGUCUCCAGAUCAUAAGAGGCCCAGACUCGAUGAACCACCCGUCUCCCCUCAAGGUGUCAGCACAGCCAAGAUUCCCUCCGAAGUAGCCGAGGGUGGUGUCACUCUCUCCCAGGUUAUAUCUCAUUCCCCACCUCCAGCCACACUCGCCGACCAGUCCUUGUCUCAUUUAGCCGAACCUCCAAAUGAAGAGCUGGCUGUUAGUGCGCCUGAAGAUUCUGCUCUCCCAGCUACCGUACCUGAAAACUCGCCAGAACCUACUCCACGAAAAGACCUUGCGCAUGACUCUGAUUCCAACGAGCCGAACGUUGCCACGACCUCUAAGCUUCCAUCUGAGAAGCCGGAUUGGGUUCCUAGUAUCUUGAGGGAUCCAAGUUCCGAAACCCCCCGCAAGCUGGUCCAAAUGACUCUCUCCACAUCAGGCGCCAGCUGGAAUACCAAAAGCAGAAUUACUCACUCCUCCAAAGGAAGUUCGUCUCAUAAGAAAAAAACGGUCAGCAGCUCGGAGCGCAUGAGGAAUAAUAUCCAGCGUUUCACUCUAGGCGGCGGUCAUGCCAAACCUGUGCAGGCCCAAAGCGACAAGGAGAAUGAAGAGGAUGAGCGGAUGACUGAGGCCGAUCAACUUUCUCAGUCCGACAUGGAAGAUGAAUUGGAUGCUGAGCCUGAUCAACGGAACUUGCAAGGUGCAUCUAGUCCUACGCCUCUCGAGCCUCUCGAGACCUCUGAUGAUAUCGCUGAAGAAACAGAACAACUGCAGCUACCCACUUCCCCCGCGAGUCUCGCCUUAAAUCACGCCAGUUCUAAUCUUGAUACAGCUCGGGUGGGUCAGAAGCCUGAUGUGGUUCACAUGAAACCCCAGACAUCUCAUAGUAGUACGCUGCGCGUUGUGCGCGAGAAGGAAGUCAUCCCUUCCAAAGAACCUUCUGUCGUCGACGCAUCCGUUCAACUAGAAGACAUUGUGAAGGCAUGGGAAGCUUGUAAACACCGCCAGUCAGCCUUCGACACGAGAACAACCAGCGGCGGUGAUAGCGAACUCCAAGGAGCCGGCUUGGAUCAAAGUGAAGCAGAAGCCGAAACGACCUUGAGCCGAAACGUGCAGAAAGCCGACUUCGAGCACAUGGAAAUCAUUGGCCAGUUUAACUUGGGCUUUAUCAUCGUUCGUCGACUAGAUGAUAAGAACUCGGCAGAUGAUCUGUUCAUCGUUGAUCAGCAUGCCAGCGAUGAAAAAUUCAACUUUGAGAAAUUACAGAGGGAAACCAAACUCACCGGUCAGAGGCUUUUAAUCCCCAAGGUAUUGGGUUUGACCGCGGUGGAAGAAAUAACAGUGAUGGAGCAUUUGGAUAUUUUAGAGCUCAACGGGUUUAAUGUCCGGGUUGAUGAAUCUGCCGGAGUAGGCAGUCGGGUACAACUGCUGGCCCAGCCCGUCUCAGGGAACACCAGUUGGGACGUUUCAGAUCUAGAGGAAUUAUUGCACUUGAUUAACGAGCGGGGAUCGAAUGAGGUUGUGCGACCGAGUAAGACGAGACGGAUGAUGGCUUCCAGGGCCUGUCGUAUGAGCACGAUGAUCGGCGACGGGCUCACUACCAAGCAAAUGUCCCGAAUCGUCACGCAAAUGGGAACGAUGGACCAGCCAUGGGCAUGUCCCCACGGCAGACCAACGAUGCGAUGGUUGGCUCGCUGCGAUGAAAAUCCAAGACAAACUGAUCCCAGAUACCGGAUCUCGGACUGGAUUACUGGCAAGUUGGAUUCUUGA
Messenger RNA from Puccinia triticina, 3054 nucleotides. RefSeq lists its product as uncharacterized. Lineage: Eukaryota; Fungi; Basidiomycota; Pucciniomycetes; Pucciniales; Pucciniaceae. Gene Ontology annotation, molecular function: ATP binding; mismatched DNA binding; ATP-dependent DNA damage sensor activity. Bases 1 to 3054 code for a protein of 1017 amino acids. Gene Ontology annotation, cellular component: MutLalpha complex. The transcript is spliced from 14 exons. Gene Ontology annotation, biological process: mismatch repair. The record is from RefSeq and is a predicted model, not a curated record.